Molecule: messenger RNA, 924 nt
Organism: Vicia faba (fava bean)
Lineage: Eukaryota; Viridiplantae; Streptophyta; Magnoliopsida; Fabales; Fabaceae
Source: the annotation of a GenBank genome assembly
AUGGAUUUCUGGCCAGAGUUUCUUGCAAGUAGUUCAGGUAGAGAGUUUGUGGCAGGUGGAUUUGGAGGCAUUGCUGGUGUGAUUUCUGGUUAUCCUUUGGAUACUCUUAGAAUCAGACAACAGAGUUCAAAGAAUAAUGGUUCUGCUUUUGGAAUCCUUAGGAAAAUGGUGGCUAGAGAAGGAGCAGGUUCUUUGUACCGUGGCAUGGCUGCACCAUUGGCAUCAGUGACUUUUCAGAAUGCAAUAGUUUUUCAAACAUAUGCAAGUCUAUCAAGAGCAUUUGAUCCAUCUGAUUCAGCUAAAGACCCUCCAUCCUACAAAAGUGUGGCAUUAGGCGGAAUCGGCACAGGCGGUCUUCAAAGUUUAUUACUAUCACCAGUAGAGCUCAUCAAAAUUCGACUUCAGUUGCAAAACACAAAUCAAUCAAAAGAAUCAACAACAACAACAACAAGUCCUAUAAAAGUAGCUAAAAACAUAUGGAGAAAAGAGGGUCUCCGCGGCAUAUAUCGAGGACUCGGCAUAACAGUAAUAAGAGAUGCACCUUCUCAUGGAGUUUACUUCUGGACAUAUGAAUACAUGAGGGAGCAUUUCCAUCCAGGUUGUCGAACAAGCAGUAAAGAAAGUCUGAAUACUAUGUUGGUGUCGGGAGGAUCAGCGGGCGUAGCAAGCUGGGUUUGCUGCUAUCCUUUUGAUGUUGUGAAAACAAGACUACAGGGACAAACACUGUCUGCAAUCAAAUACAAAGGAAUUUACGAUUGCUUCGCGAAAAGCGUUAAAGAAGAAGGUUAUCAGGUCUUGUGGCGCGGUUUAGGAACCGCGGUUAGUAGAGCGUUUGUGGUGAAUGGUGCUGUAUUUGCUGCUUAUGAGUUUUCAUUAAGAUUUCUGUUUAACAAUGGUAACAUUCAAAUGCAGGAAACACUUUAG